Messenger RNA from Suillus subalutaceus, 1848 nucleotides. RefSeq lists its product as uncharacterized. The record is from RefSeq and is a predicted model, not a curated record. Lineage: Eukaryota; Fungi; Basidiomycota; Agaricomycetes; Boletales; Suillaceae. The transcript is spliced from 9 exons. The coding region runs from base 1 to 1848 and encodes 615 amino acids.
AUGGAUGAUGACGAUGACAACGCGGACUUCGGCAAUAUAUUGGAUGGCACUCACACAAUUGAGAUCAGCCAUGCGGGAGACGCUGAGAAGGUCUCGGUAACUAUCGCUUCAACCGACCACUUUGUCACAUCUGCUCUUGUCCGCCAUGGCAUCAUCCCUUGCUCCCCAAUAUCACCAUCUGUCACUAUUUCUAUAGAUGCUUUGGAACUGUACCGUGUGGCUUGGUUGUGGAACCCUCACUUUUCUAUUCAAGCAUUUGUGAAGUCCAUUUGUGACUUGCAUGGUACUGUCUUUCAUAGGUACUUGCCACGCCAAGUUUCGAUAUCAUUUGACCUCUAUCUGCAAUUGCGGACUCGUGUGGACUCUCUCAUCAAUACCGUGAUCCAUCGCAAUUCUCCUGACUGGCGUUUGAGGAACGCUUGCCCCUGCUGCACAUAUGAGUUGCAAAAUGAGCCUACAAUGACUUUCCGCCUGCUCUAUGCCAUGGAUGGCAACAACUCACUCAAGAGGGUAGAGCAUUCUGACGAGGAGAACCUGUGCGCUGGGCGAUGGAAGAAUAUGGUCGAUGAGAAGAUGAAGAGAUCAUGGGGGGUUUAUGAUGAAACAGGCAUUUUCCUUGCUGUCUGUCGUCAUGGUUUUUGUUUGCUGAUCGCCGACAUGGUCCAAAGUGGUGAACUUGCUAAGCAUCCGCUUUCCAUUGUCGCCAAGCUGCUUGAUGCCUUCGGCACAGAUCUGGGCAGCAGGUAUGAUAUUGGAUGUCAAUUUAAAACCACCCUUGACAAUAGCGUAUUAGGUCCGCUCGCUCACUCUCUUAAUCAUACUUGUUUGGUUGGAGCCUUCCAUGGACACGCACACAAAUGCCUCUGCCAGUUGUAUCAUCUCGCAACAUACAUAUCUGGUCUUGGACUUGAGGACCUCGAAACUUGUGAAUGCACCUUCUCGAAAUCCAACGCUCUAGCAUCAACACUUUGUUAUGCCAGUGUGUUUCACCGUCAGCAGCUCAUCGCAGUGUAUUUUGAGCAUAAUGAUGAGUAUGAAGUCUAUCCCAGUCUUGGAAACUUUCUAUAUAAUAACUACAAGCAGGCGCUGGACAUUCUCUCAGACAGUGAGAUCAACCUCAAGAAGCUCAUGCAAGACAUCCAUAUCCCGGACGAGUCUGUGUUUGAAUGGUGGUUGCAAGAAGAAAGGGAUUACCUGCAUGGCCUGCGCAACGCUGCCGCAACUCACAGAAUGGAGACGGCCUGCAGACAUACCCUUGAACUCUUCAAAAAGGAUCUAGCAACUGUGCAAGAACUUGAGAACAAACUUGACAUCGUGCAGCGGUGGGUCCCUGAAGAUUUUGAGUGGCAAAAUGCUGGACGGUUGGUUGCUAAAAGAAGAUACCAACGUGCUCUCGAUACUUUAGAAGGAUUAGUUGUCGCUCGCAUCUUUGAGUUGACAAAAAUGAAUCACUCUGGUACAGGCUACAAAUUGCGAAAGCACAUCGCAAAUGCGUUGCAGACUCGCUCUGCAGCCAUUCACACAGCUCUCGACUGGUCACUUGCACUCACUCCACCUCGUCGAACUCUUAAAUGGGACAAGGUAAUUGAAUACGCGUUCCUGGCCAACUUUGACCUACUGCAAGACGCUCGGGAAGAUGUGUCAGAGCAUCCAUGGGUGACACCAGCUGCUCGACAAGCAAUGGACCUGUACUUCAAGAUGUGUCGUGCCAAGGAGGAGAUACUUCGUGUCAACGUCAAGAUUCGACAUCUUGUAACGUACAUUCGAGAUGAGGACCACUACUUAUGUGCUUGUGAAGCACAAAUGCUGCUCUCAGAACCUGCACUUGCUUAUCAGAUUGGUGCUUGA